CGCUCGCGCUCCGCUUUGAUCCUGGCCCAUCCCCCUGAUUCUCAGUGGGCGUGGUGUGACUUUGGAAAACAAACUGUGGUACUUCCUCACUCCACAUCAGUUGAGUUGGCCCGCGGUUCUUCUUUGCUUUUCCGUGCGUGCGUAAUUCCCCGUGACUGCAGUUGCGCCGUUUUCUUUUGGGGACUUGUUUUGCGCACUGGUUCUUGCGCACGGCGCGUCUUGGGAGCGGAGCGAUAAAAACAUCAGCGGACACUUUGUUGUUGUGUUUGUUUUUAUCCUCCUCUCUCUCUCUCUCUCUCUCUGUCUUUCUUUCACAUGGGGCGAGCACGCCGCAGCAGUGCGCGUCAGCCGCCGACUGCGCUUUGAGGCUUCGCGUUCCGUCAUGUUCCUGUGACAGUUGGAGCGCAACGACUCACGGCAUACAUACGCACACGCACGCACGCCAACAAACAUGAGCGGUGGAGAAAUCAUCUUCCAGGGCUGGCUGAGGAAGUCCCCGCCGGAGAAGAAGCUCAGGAGAUACGCGUGGAAGAAGCGCUGGUUCAUCCUGCGCAGCGGCCGCAUGAGCGGUGACCCCGAUGUUCUCGAGUACUACAAGAACGACCACUCCAAGAAGCCCAUCCGGGUGAUUGACCUGCACUGCUGCGAGCAGGUGGACGCCGGCCUGACCUUUAAGAGGAAGGAGUUCCAGGACAGCUUCGUCUUUGACAUCAAGACCACCGAGCGCACCUUUUACCUCGUGGCUGAGACGGAGGAGGAGAUGAACAAGUGGGUUCGCUCCAUCUGCCAGCUGUGUGGGUUCAACCAGUCAGAUGACAAUCACGAUGGAAGGUUACACCAUAUGCCCCGUUCUGUCGGUGUAGACGCCACCGGAUCCAUGGCUCCUCUGUCUGCGGAACGCAAGUCUUCUGCGCCCAUUCACUCCAGCCAACCCGUCCUGUUCACCUUUGAUGUGCCUGUGCGCCACAGCCACCACGGCUCCCUGUCCAACAGCGCACCCCAGGACUACCUCCUUCUCCACCAGUGCAUGAGCAGGAAGUCUGAGAGUGCACGGAGUGCCAGUUUCUCCCAGGCCACAAGAAGCAGCGUGUUUGUGGGGAGUGACUCUACCAUGCAGAAGCUCUCUCAUGGAUUUUCCCACUGUGUAAAUGGUGUGGGCGCUCAGGUGCAUGGCUUUUACAGCCUCCCAAAGCCUGGGAAACACCAGCUACCGCUGCAUGAUGAUUCCCCGCAGGAGGCUUGUUACGUGCUGCCGCGCGGGUACAGUUCCGAAGCACCUGGUAACAGCAGCUUCGGCGAGCUGGACCUGGAGAACGAGGAGGUUUACACCUUUCAAACGCCCUGCAAUGCUCUCGCCACCAUGCACAGUAACGAGCAUCCGCCUGACAAUUACGAUCUUCCUACACCGCCUGGCUCCUUCUACCAGAUUCCCCGAACGUUUGACAAGAAUCACAACGCCUUGACACUCUCCAGCUUGGAGUCCUCCUGUGCUCCUCCGCCAAGACCCCCCAAACCCAGCCAGGGCUCAGAGAGUCAGUGGGGGAGUCCGCAGUCCAUGGGGAGCCAGAACGGAGAGGUGACGUCUGCCGUGUCAGUCAUCUCACGGAGAAAUACUCUUCCUGCUGUCGAGAACAUCCGUUUGCACAGAGGAUCCUCCUUUGAAACGAACAGCCAUCACCGUCCCAUCCAUUACAACAGCUCGGGCCAGUCUGUUGAGUCUGUUCACGACGGCUUCAGCUCCUACCUGAGAACCAAAACCCCGCUGACUCGCUCAGACAGCGGUAACUCUGAUGACAAUUAUGUGCCUAUGAAUCCCGGCUCCUCGCCACUCAGCGCUGCCCAGGCUGAUAGUCCUAAGAAUAUCUACAUUCCGAUGAGCCCGGGGCCACAUCACUUUGAUUUCCCAGGAUUCUCUGCAACAUUACCUGCCCGCAAGGGGAGCAGCGCCUCCUUGUGUCACAGGCCCGGCCGUCUCAGCGAUGUCACUCCGCCACCCAUCAACCGCAACCUCAAACCCAACAGGAAAUCAAAGCCAACACCUCUUGAUUUGAAGAACAGUGGGAUUAUUGACGAGCUGCCGUUUAAGAGCCCGGUCACCAUGUCGUGGACUCGGCCCAUGACUGCAAUGAACUCCAUGUCCUCCCAGUACUGUCGACCUAUCUCAACGCAAAGCAUCACUAGCACCGACUCUGCAGACAGCGAGGAGAAUUAUGUGGCUAUGCAGAACCCAGCGUCUACCUCCCCAGUGGUUAGUGGCACCAGCAGCCCGGCUCCGAGGAAGAGCGGGAACGUAGACUACUUGGCGUUGGACUUCCAGCCUGGAUCACCCAGCCCACAUAGAAAACCCUCUACAUCCUCAGUGACAUCUGAUGAGAAGGUGGACUACGUGCAAGUGGACAAGGAGAAGACCCAGGCGCUGCAGAGCACCAUGCAGGAGUGGACCGAUGUGCGGCAGUCGGCUGAACCCGCCAAGGUGGUCAAGUCGUGACACUGACCUGCAGAGCUCCAAAACAAAAAAAAAACCUCUGGACUUCAUCCAAGCCUCUCCAGUAUUGGGAUUGGUACUGCUGGGCUUGUUUAAGACUGAAAAGCCAUAACCUCUCUUACACCUGUGACGAUUAUUACCGCAGUGCUCCGCUAACAGGAUACCAGGCCAUACAGGUGAAGCCAAAGCUCUUCAUGGAGACUGUUAUUAUAUCAUACGGAAAAAUAUCAGCCCAAGUGCAAGUAUUUAAACAACGCUGGCCCACGGAUGGCCACACUCUGCUGAAGUCAGACUGUUUUUUUGGGGGGUUUUUUUGCAUUUAAUACUUAAAUUAAAAGUAGAGACUCACCGGUCUAUAACCACA
Molecule: messenger RNA, 2849 nt
Organism: Thalassophryne amazonica
Lineage: Eukaryota; Metazoa; Chordata; Actinopteri; Batrachoidiformes; Batrachoididae
Gene: gab2
Product: GRB2-associated binding protein 2
Exons: 10
Coding region: 452-2488 (678 amino acids)
Source: RefSeq, a predicted model, not a curated record